AUGCCGCCAGACAGAACGCAUCUGGCAUGUCUAAGAUGUAGGAAAAAGAAACGCAGGUGUAAUGGCCAACAGCCAUGCCGCAAUUGCUCCAACGCGGUGCAGGAAUGCAUGUACGACGAACCGCCCAAACGAAGACCAUCGGAAAAGCCUUUCCAAGCCCCAAGAAAUGCAACCGAGAGGACACCGGUACAUUCAAGCACAGAGAGAAAUACCGAGCUAAACUCUGGGGGCAUACUGGCCAAGAGACUCGGACUUUGGACCGAUACAUGCCCUGUCGGAGGAGCACGAUUGUGCUCUUGGAAUCUUCGCCUGCGCAAAGAGCCCCGGUACAUGCGAGGAACGCGACCAUUAACAGAAAUCUUGAGCUCUACGCACUUGUACCAUCUCACAGGCAUAUACUUUCAAGAAAUCCAGCCGGUCUACAAGUUUCUCGACCGAGACAUGCUUGACACAGCAAUAGCUGCCUUGCAACGCGAUGAGCUGCCUGAUCGUUCCAUAGAAUCUGUGCUCCUAGGAGUUGCAGCAUUGGCUUGCCUAUUCAGCGAACAAGAAACCACUCUAGAAGACGAGAUCAUCCAGAAUGCUCGCGCCAGUCUUGAAUACUCGACAACACUGGAAUCGCCAACUGUGAAUCACGUUGUUGCAUGGCUGCUCCGUGUUAUCUUCCUGCGAUUUAACGGCUCUCCAAAUGCAGCAUGGAUCGCAAGCUGUACUCUUAUGCAUAUGGUUGAGACAGUUAAUCUAUAUUUGGACUCGCAUUCAGGAAACUCAAAUGCGCCAACAGCUGGCUGGUACAGCCCGCGACUGAAACGUCAGAUCUAUUGCACUGCUCAAAUCUUCAAUACAUGGAUCUCAUAUGAGUAUGGGAAGCCCCGUGUGAUCCCUCGUGAUGCACCGCAUAUUGCUGCAUUGGAAGGCUGGACCGCAGUAGAUCAGGUCAUAUGGCGUCUCUCUGAAGCUCUCGAUCCCAAUCUCCACGUCGGGUCUACGGAAUUGGAAGAUAUGCUCUCACAGGUUGUUGAGCUUCAACCUACUCAUUCAGCUGUGCAACUCAAACGUUGUAAUAUUGCGCUGUGCAUAUAUCGCAGGCUUCGAGUGACUGGACGAACGAUAUCAAAAGAAGCCAUUGAUCACAUCUUGCGUAUCGUUGAUGACGGGAUAUUUCAUGCCACCGAGAUGACGAAAAGGAAACUGCCUUGGUGGCAUAUUUUGAAUGUUCCCUUCCAGGUCAUUUGUGUUUUACUCGCAAUUGAUACUAAGGAAUCACUCCAACGUGUUGGAAAGUCUUUUCAGACAUUGCAGUUCAUUGCUCACGAAUAUGGAACCGAGGCCAUUGACAAAACAUGGGAGAGUGCAUGCACUUUGCUCGCAAUACAAAGUCGGAGAAAAAAGGAAGAUUUGGAUAUCCUGACCCGUAUUGAAGAUGACUUGACAACAGGGGAACCUGCUGGAAUAGAGUUCAACCCAUCUCAAGGCUUUGAUGAAGAUUUCCUCAACCCUGGAAUGCUCUGGGACUUGGAUCGGAUUCUUUCUACCAACUUCUGCGGUCUCUAA
This is a messenger RNA of Penicillium salamii, 1554 nucleotides long. The record is from the annotation of a GenBank genome assembly. NCBI's taxonomy places the organism in Eukaryota, Fungi, Ascomycota, Eurotiomycetes, Eurotiales, Aspergillaceae.